AUUGAAUAUCAUCAAACACUUUCUAAACCAAUAUAACAGAUAUAACUUUAGUUAAUGGUAUUUUAUUUAACCGUAAAAAUAGUUGAGAACCGACCUGUCAAGGCAGGGAAAGUCUUUAGUUGUCCUACCUGAAAGAGCGAUCACACGGGCAAUGUGGGAAAUGUAGUUUUUGAAAAUUGCUCCUCAUCCCGCGAAAAAAGCACAAAACUGCUUGUAAUCGUUUAUUUCUUUCAAAUAACACCCUUUUGAAUAAUGUGCACUUUGCAAUAAUAAUAAUGAGCUCUUAAACGAUAUACUCGUAUUUGAACAUUUACAUUAAAGUAGUUUGUCAUGGUUAAUUUCAAGGGUAGAACAUCUUUGUUCUUCUUUUUCUGGCUGUGUCUUAAAUUGACAGACUGAGCCGGAUUCUGCUCGCACAGCAGAGAUGAAUAGAUCAGGAUCUUUGCAGUGAUUCCGUGAGACCAUGAAGUCAGCCAACCAGGCCGGAGGCUAAAUGACAGCGAGGCAUCACCGCGCUGGUGGACAAGAUGUGUCACAUCUGGAGGGAAGGAGGAGGAAAAAAGGUGGUGGGAGAGAGGAGGGAAAAGGGGGAUUAUUGGAGAGGGUGAGCCUCAGUCCUGAGAGGUUUUACAACAUGGACCAUGACGAUCAGGAAUGAGACUGACCACAAUUAACACCUUCUUUCUUUUAUGUCGCUGGAAGCAAACAUGAGAUAUGGCUCUCCUGAGAAAAAUAAACCGGGUCCUCCUGGUGCUGCUGGUCUUGAUGGUGUGUUUACUCCUGCACAGUACUUUCCUCAGAGCUUCAACGAGACCCAGACUCUCAGAUCGCUGGAAGAGCCUCGGAAAUGCGGCACAUGUCUCAGCAGUAAGAGAGUCGGAGGCGGAUAGCGUCGUCCCCAUCAUCGUUUGUGCAUCCGAGGAGCGUAUGGGUGCUAGCAUGGCGACCAUCAACAGCGUCAAAAGCAACACAGAUGCCAAUGUGUUCUUCUACAUCGUCACUCUCCGUGAUGCUGUGAAGAUGACGAGGCAGUACAUAGAGAAGUCUAAACUGAAAGGCAUAAAAUAUAAGAUCGUGGAGUUUAACCCCAUGGUACUCAAAGGAAAAGUGAAGCCUGAUUCCUCCCGACCUGACCUGCUGCAUCCGCUCAACUUUGUGCGCUACUACUUACCUCUCCUCGACAUCAACCACAAGAGGGUGAUAUACUUAGAUGAUGACGUCAUUGUGCAGGCCAACAUCGGGGAGCUGUUCAGCACCAAACUGAAGCCGGGUCACGCUGCUGCCUUCGCCACAGACUGCGACCUUCCCUCCACACAUGAGAUGGUGCGAAGCAUCGGCAUGCAGACGACGUACAUGGGCUUCCUGGACUACAGGAAAAAGACAGUUAGAGAUCUGGGCAUCCACCCCAGAGACUGCUCCUUCAACCCGGGAGUGUUCGUGGCGGAUGUCGACGAAUGGAAGAAACAGAAGAUCACCAAACAGCUUGAGAAAUGGAUGGAGGAGAAUUUCAGGCAGAACAUCUACAGCAGCGCCAUGGCGGGAGGCGUGGCUACUCCACCCAUGCUCAUAGUGUUUCAUGACAAAUACACGACACUUGACCCGAUGUGGCACGUCAGACACCUGGGCUGGAGUCCGGACGCCCGCUAUUCAGAAAACUACCUGCAGGAGGCCCGGCUGCUGCACUGGAAUGGCCCGUUCAAACCCUGGAGCUACCCCGCGGUGCAUUUAGAGCUGUGGGAGAAAUGGUACAUCCCUGACCCCUCCGGAAAGUUCUCCUUGGAACGACCCGAGAGUGAUAGCUGAGGGUGCGGAGCGUACCAUGUGUGAGCGACAGGGGAGCGGAGAGCUGAGCCGAUCAUUGGCGGAAGGUGAAAUAGGAAAGUGAUGAAAGAAGAGAUGGAGAGAUGUAGAGAUGUGUUCAAAGACAAAGUAAAGAAAUUCUGAAUAGUAGUUAGACAUUUCUGUUUUUAUAAACUGAGAGAAAUAUGUUCAUGUGCUAACCUGAGAUACAUUUAAGAACCUGGUUUUUACAUUUUCUCAUCUUUUUAUGUUUAAAUUAUCCAAAGAUUGAGUUUUGUAAAAAGAAAAAUGGUAAAAGCUUCAAAAAGCUUUAGG
Molecule: messenger RNA, 2115 nt
Organism: Notolabrus celidotus (New Zealand spotty)
Lineage: Eukaryota; Metazoa; Chordata; Actinopteri; Labriformes; Labridae
Gene: glt8d2
Product: glycosyltransferase 8 domain containing 2
Exons: 10
Coding region: 715-1803 (362 amino acids)
Cellular component (GO): Golgi apparatus
Molecular function (GO): glycosyltransferase activity
Source: RefSeq, a predicted model, not a curated record